Alligator mississippiensis (American alligator) is the source of this 900-nucleotide messenger RNA. RefSeq lists its product as uncharacterized. The record is from RefSeq and is a predicted model, not a curated record. Lineage: Eukaryota; Metazoa; Chordata; Crocodylia; Alligatoridae. Bases 1 to 900 code for a protein of 299 amino acids. The transcript is spliced from 5 exons. Gene Ontology annotation, biological process: regulation of DNA-templated transcription.
AUGACUCCAGAGCACCCGAUGUGGCUCCACGCACGGCCCAGACUGAGCGAUGCCGGAAAACCCACAGGAAGAGACGCCGGGUCCUCGUCUGGGCAACUCCCUCCUGAGCGGAACGGAGGGACCCACCUGUCGCCCGGAUCCCAUGGCACGUGCGAUUUGCUGUUUGCCUGGAUUCAGGACGUCACGGCCGUGAUCCCAGACCUCAUCCAGCCCUCUGAUCACUACCCCUUGACCCCCAUCCAUAUGGGCACGUAUGACGCUUACGGAGACAGGAGCACAGGUGGUUUUCUCAUCUGUUCUUCUGCCGCUCGUCCCGGCCGGGGCCGCCCCGGGCUGUGGGGGGGGCGGGCCCCGCGCGGGGGGGGGCACCUGGGGUCCCGGCCUUGUCCUCGCGGCGCCGCCGCGGUCCCAGCCGGGUGCGAGGUCGGACCCAAAGCUGGAGCCCGUGGCAGCCGUGGGCUUCCCCUUCCCGGCGGGAGCUGCAGGAGCAGGACCCAGGAGGGGCUGAGGGUGCAGAAGUGCCUCGUGUCGUCCAGACCGGAAACCUUGCUUUUCGUUUUCAGGCUGGCAGAGUUGCAGCCUCUGCGGGAGGUGUUUGAGGACGUGGCAGUGUAUUUCAUACAGGAGGAGUGGGAGCUGCUGGAAGAGGAGGACAAGGGGCUUUACCGGGACCAGAUGCUGAGGAACUACCAAGCCCUCGUUUCCCUCGGAUAUCGAGGUCCCACACCUGACUUGAUCUGCCGCAUCCAGCGAGAACAGGUCGAGCUCUGGGUCUGUGAUGAUGUGUACUGUGGGGCAAUCUUGAGGUCGGAGGACCUGCUGUCAGCCUCUGCAGACCUGUGCAGCACUUGGUACCUGCUCUUUGUUAGACCCUGCCUCUAUGCGAUGCCCAACAAGUAG